Xenopus laevis (African clawed frog) is the source of this 1908-nucleotide messenger RNA. It is a transcript of the gene armc6.L, whose product is annotated as armadillo repeat containing 6 L homeolog. Bases 179 to 1588 code for a protein of 469 amino acids. The transcript has 8 exons. The record is from RefSeq and is a predicted model, not a curated record. Gene Ontology annotation, biological process: hematopoietic progenitor cell differentiation. Lineage: Eukaryota; Metazoa; Chordata; Amphibia; Anura; Pipidae.
AUGCGUCCUAAACCCCGUUCACUCCCUCAUGUCUUUGUGCUCUAUGCUAGCGGGCUCGUGAUGUCACUUCCCUUUCUGGUUGCUAUGUCAGAAGCUUGGAGACUGAUCAAAAGAAGCCCAGGUUUGGAAGGACUGUCGGUCUGUACAUCUGUGAGGAGGAAAAGCUUUAUACACAUUUAUGAAAAUGGCAUGUAAAUGGGUAACCCAAGAAACAUUCGAUGCCAUUGUGCAAGAGAAUAUGACAGAGUUUGAGCUGGAUCCAGAAGAAGCCCUCAAUGAAGCUAUUCAACAGUUUGAGUCUCAAGGUGUUGACUUGACUAAUAUAGUAAAAGCAGUGAAGAAACCAUGUGAUGAAAAUGAAGUUGCUUCAAAUCAUGAUAUUUUACAGACUCUGGAGUCCUUGAGAAAGUCCGUAGAGUCCUCUUCUAUAAGUAAAAUUUCUGAACUCCUUAUUAAGUUUGGGGAUCAGUGCAAGAAAGGACUGGCACAUCGUUACUUGGCUGGACAGAAAUUUGCCUAUCCAGUUAUACUAGAGACCUGGAAACUCUCAGAAGAUGAUCGUGAGGCUUUGCUGAAUGCCUUGUAUGCUAUGGCUGCCCUUACUGAUGGACAACCUGACUUGCUGGAAGCCUCUGGGCAGCAACUAUUGCUUCAGACUCUAAAGAACCAUGCAGGUGAUGCAGAGGUUACAUUACUAGGUACUCGCCUCACGCGCCAUUUAUGCUUAAAACAUGAGCAGAAUCGCCAGGGCCUAGUGAAGGCAGGGAUCUUGCCCCUCCUGACCAGGGCCAUUACAACUCAUGGAUCAGAUGCAGAUGUGGUUCGUGAGGUGUGCUCUGCUUUGAGAAUUAUGACCUUUGAUGAUGACAUCAGGGUACCCUUUGGCCAUGCCCAUGAUCAUGCAAAGAUGAUUGUUUUGGAGAACAAUGGACUGAAGUGCUUGAUUGAGACAGCAAAAGCAUUUACAGAUAAUCCUGGAGUCCUCAGCGAGCUUUGUGGUACCAUUUCCAGACUCUGUGUGCGCAACGAGUUUUGUCAAGAUGUGGUGGAUUUAGGUGGGCUUAAUUUUAUGCUGGCAUUGUUAGCUGACUGCAUUGACCACCAGGAAUUGGUAAAGCAGGUUUUAAGUGCCAUUAGAGCUAUUGCUGGCAAUGAUGACGUGAAGGAUGCGAUUGUAAAUUCUGGUGGAACAGACCUAAUUAUCUUGGCUAUGUCACGACAUCUAUCAAGUAUCCAGAUCUGUGAUCAGGGCUGUGCAGCCCUUGCUAUGCUUGCUCUGCGCAAGCCAGAGAACUGUAAAGUAAUAAUGGAAGGAGGGGGAGCGCUGGCAGCUCUUCAGGCGAUGAAGACACAUCCACAGGACACCAGUGUUCAGAAGCAAGGCUGCAUGGUAAUCAGGAACCUUGUCUCUCGAACUCAUGAUUUCUCACAGCCUAUCCUGGAAAUGGGUGCAGAGUCCCUUAUUCUCAAAGCCCGUAGUGCUCAUAAGGAUUGUGAUGAUGUGGCCAAAGCAGCCCUGAGAGAUCUUGGCUGCAAAGUGGAGCUCAAGGAACUAUGGACUGGACAAAAGGGUAGCUUAGUUCACUAGAGUUUCUUCAUAAAUAAAUCCAUUUGCAGCUUAAAGGGACAAAGGUGAUAUUGGACAGGUUAUACAGCAUUUCUGUAUCCCUUUUACAGCCAAUAAGUAAACUUUUUUUUUUUUUCCCACUGAAACAUAUAUACUACAGUUGAUGUCUGAAAUUCAAGGCACCAAAAAAAAUGUACUGACAGGAGGAAAAAGUCUUGUAAUGACAGUGUUUAACACCGAGUAUAGCAUGACCUCUUUUUCCUGUAUGUCCACAUUGUGGGUUACAUGAAUCCGUAAAGCUUCAGCAAAACAAAAUAAAUCGUCAUGCUUUUCCUAAAGAA